CUUUUUGAAUUUUAGUCAGUGUGUAGUGUGUAUAUUUGGGCAUAAAAAGAUCUACAAACUUACAAAUCUCAAAGUCCACUCCAAAGGGAGAUAUUUCAUUUUUAAAAAAUCCCUUUUCAAGAACUACAUCGUUUGGACUACAAAGUUGUUUUCCUGUAUUUGUGAUAUCACAAAGUGGUCCAUUAAAAAUAAAUCCCACCUACUGAAAUUCGAAUGGUUGGGGGGUGGGGAAAACGCUUGAGCACUGCACGUUUCAAAAUUGAAACCCGGUGCGGGUGUUUUUAUAUCACUGUAUUUCUGAAGGAAACCGACUGUCUUCAGAAAAUUAUGGAUGUCAUUUUCAUUUCAUCUUGCAUAUAAUGUCUGAUAAAGCAACGAUUGUGAGCGGAGCUCUGCUUUGUGUACAGCGUUACCGGGGAAACCUCGCUCUCUACCACUCUCAACAGCACCUCCUGCUGGCAGAGAAUUAAUUUGCAUAUAUAUGCCACCACAAAUAGUGUAACUCUGUGGGACUAUAGUAUAAAUAAAUUAAACUGUAUAACAGUUUCACUGCAAUUCAUGUUAUAAUGUUAGAAUUAAAGAACAAUAAACAUAAUACAUAUUACCAUUGCACUUAUCUGUACAUAGUAAAUGCAGUUAUUUUUAAGCUGUUGUUGACAUCCUAUCUAAAACGUGAUUUAGCCAAAAAUAAAAUAAAAACAACAACAAUAACAUUAAUAACACUUUAAUAUGUCUUGCAAUAUCCGUGCGUGCAAACGUUCUGCGCGAUCCUCUUGUUCAAUAUUCUGGAGAUCUGAAUUGAUAUGCAAUAUUGAUGAACCUGCUGUUUUGGCAAGGGGCGGGGCAGUACUGAAACACCGUCUAAGCUGUUCGCCAAUCACAACGCACUGGGACAACUAACCAAUCACAACACAUUUCGUUUUUUGGAAGGUGGGCCUUCAUCAACAUCGAGCCGUUUGUGCCAGGCUGGGGAGAAAAGUAUUAUAAUAAUGUAAAUUAUGUGAAAAAUAAUGUGUUUUUCGAACCACCGAGCAUGAAAGCAUGUUCUUAUGCACCCCCAAAACAAAAUCAAGACUUUGUAAAAGAGCAUAAUAGGACCCCUUUAAGUCUAUCUUUAUUACAUAAAAAAAAAAAAAAAAAAAAUCAUCAGUAGAUCGCUCAUUUUAUCAAAAUAAUCGUUAGUGACUGCCCAAUUUCAAAUGUUUCAAAAUGCACCUGCAUUGUUUAUACACUUCUUCAAAAAUUCUAUGACCAACAUGAUGUAUUGCAGGGUUCCUUAAUUAGUUUUCGCCGAGGGCCGAAUUCUGCCAACAAUACCAAGCCAAGGGCCACUGACCAAUUAUAUAUAAAACUCUUUCACUCUUUCAAGUGUAUUAUCCCUGUUGGUGUUGGUCAGAGUUUGUUUUCUCUGAUUCAACAUGUUCAUUCGGCAUUUGUUGGCUUGUGGGAUGUCUGAGUGUUAGCUGACAUCUGUCUAUGCGAUGUAAAUUGGCCUUAAAAUGUUCACAUUACUCCCUUUUUGGACUUAACUGAUGAAUUAUGUUCUAAAAAGUGUAUUGUACUGAUUAGCCCUAGCUAAAGUGUUGUGGAGGGUUACUUGUACUGUUAUUGUGGCAUAUGCUGAAGAAUUCAGCUUCAAAAUUCAGAAUGACCUAAUCAUCAAAGUGCAUCACUGUCAAGGGCUUCAUCAAGUCAGUGUGAUGUAAAUAUCAGUAUAUUUAGGUGGUAAUUAUGAAGGAUAUAUUACAAUUAAUAUUUUAACCCUAUCAAAACUAGACAUAUACUCACCCCUCAUUAGAGAGCUGCACAAUUCUAGCAGCACUUUAACAUCGAGUUUCAUGUAGUAUGUAUGCUACCUCCACUGCUGUUACCAGAGACUCAAGGAGAGCCAUUACAUUGACAUCUUCAUCACAUGGUCUAUCCUGAGUGAAAAUACUAGAGGUGUCCCUGCCCUGCAUGUAUGGCUCCAGGAAGUUGAGGAUGACAUAUACUUCCAGCUCCGACUGCCUCCUGCUACCCCUGAACCUGAUUCUUUCUCUUCAUUUUUCUCUUUCAUGUUUGGUGCUGCACUGUGACAGCAAGAGGAAGCUAAAGAUGUCUUCUGUCAUACCAGGAAAACACAGUAUAAUCAGCACAAUAAGUAACACAUUUCCUAUUUAUUGUUGCAUUUGUUUGUUUUUGAAUAAUCUGUGGCCCUAAUUAAUAUUUAUUUUUAUUGAUAAACUUUGCUAUAAAUGGUUUCUGGAUUUAAACAUGACUGUUUCGACUUUUAGAAAGAAUCUUAAACGCUAAAUGUGCUACACAAUUCAUUGUAUAAACUUUUGACAUUUUAGCUCAGUUUGGACAGGACUUUUAUUUUGGUGUGUUGAUGUGACGUCACAAGGCUGCGCCGCGCUCCUGCGUCUGUGAUUCAAGAAAGGUUUGUGUUUAAAAGUUUUUAAAUCAACGCUAGUCGUGCGGGCUAUUUUCCAGCGAUGUAUUUGCUUUAAUUAUUAUUUGUAAGACUGUAAUGAUUUAUCUGACGUUAAUGUGCGUUAUUUGUGAGAGUAAAAGAAAAGCUGCUCGUGAAGCUGUCAAACAGUGAUGGAGAAUCCUGUGAAAGAAACAUUAGAUCGUUUUCAUCUGAAUAUAGAUUACAGUUCUGUGGAAAUAGCUUUAUUAAUUUUUCUCUUUUUUUCUCUGUUCUUCUAUCUGCAUGUCACCAUUUCUGGUCAUUAAAAUGAAAUUCAAAGUAACGUUAGCCCUGAACCAAUCUACAGCUUUACUGUAGGUAAUAUAGUUAAUAUAACUACAAUAUAGAUGUUAAUAAUAUAGAGCUAAUAUAGAUGUCAUGUCAAAGAAAAUGUAUAAAAAUGAUUUGUUUUGGAAAAUCUCUGUGUAAAUGUGACUCACAAUGCUAUUUUGCCCAUUUCCAAACAUUUUAUUUUGAUUUUGUAACAUAUUGAAUAAAUAAAUGAAGAAAAUCCCUAGAUACUGUUAAUUUAUUGUAUGUUUGGGAUUCCCUUUAAUUUAUGAAAUGUAUUAUUAAUAUGUUAAUGUUAUUGUUGUUGUUAAUAUUAUUAAUAUUAAGUCUUUAAUUGGUUUUUAUGUUGUCUUAAGAAGUAGUAAGUUAAAUGUUUAACUUGUUUUAAUUUAUUUUAUUUUAUUAUUAUUAUUUUUUUUUUUUUUUGAUAAUCAGGUUAUUUAGGGCCAUUAACUAUGACCCUGACUGACUCCCUUACAAGUGUACUGACUACUGAACUUUUUUUUCUCAUUUUAAUCAUGACAGAUUGUCCAAACACACAGAAAACUCCUGCUGAAGUAUCUGAGAUCCACGUGAGACACUAUUAUAAAGAUGGCGUUUAUUAAAGAGGAGAGUGAAGAUAUAAAGAUUGAAGAAGUAUUCAGUCUGAAACAAGAAGAUGCUGAGGAACAAACAGACUUGAUUGCGCUGAAAGAGCAGAGUGAAGAUCUGAAUGAAAACGAAGAGAAAGAUCUGAUUGAGAAACAUCAUGAUUUCAUAACUGAAGGAAAAUCGUUUAGUUGUUCACAGACUGAAAAGACUUGCUCACAAAAAAGUGAUCAGAAGGCUGGUACAAAAACUCAUUUCAUUUGCCAACAGUGUGGAAAGAGUUUCAAUAAAAAAAGAAACCUUAAAGACCACAUGAGAAUUCACACCGGAGAGAAGCCUUUCACCUGCCAACAGUGUGGAAAGUGCUUUGCACGAAAAAGCAGUCUCAGGAAUCACUUGAGAACUCACACCGGAGAGAAGCCAUUUGCAUGUAGUCAGUGUGGAAAGAGUUUCGCACAUAAAGAAACCUUUUAUACUCACAUGAGUCGUCACACUGGAGGAAGACCUUACACCUGCAAACUCUGUGGAAUAUCCUUGAAACGAAAAGGAAAUCUUAAGACUCACAUGAGAAUUCACACUGGAGAGAAACCUUUCACAUGUGAUCAGUGUAAAAAAUGUUUCACACGUAAAGGAAGUCUUAAUAAGCACAUGAGGAUUCAUUUAAGAGAGAGCUGUUUUUUAUGUCAUCUAUGUAAAAUGGGUUUCAAAGACAUGAAACGCCUUAAAAGGCACAUAGUAACUCACAUUGGACAGAAGCCUUUUUUGUGUCAUCAGUGUGGAAAGACUUUCACACAUGAAGGAAACCUCAAGAGUCACAUGAGAAUUCACACUGGAGAGAAGCCUUUCACCUGCCAACAGUGUGGAGUAAGUUUCACUGAAAAAAGAAGCCUUACAGACCACAUGAGAGUUCACACCGGAGAGAAGCCUUUUACCUGCCAAGAGUGUGGAAACAGUUUCACUCGGAAAGGAAGCCUUAAAGUCCACAUGAGAAUUCACAACAGCGAGAAGCCUUUCUCCUGCCCUCUGUGUGAAAAGAGUUUCAGACAUAAAAGAACCCUUAAUAUCCACACGAGAGUUCACACUAGAGAAAGGCCUUUCCCAUGUCUUCAGUGUGAAAAGAGAUACACAAAAGAAGUAGAUCUGAAAAGACAUAUACAGUCUCAUUCUGGCAAGAAAUUGCCAGAAUGCUCUGAGUGUGGUAAGAUGUUUAAAAAAAGGAGCAACUUCAAAAAUCAUGUAUGCCUUCACUCUGGAGAAAGUAGGAUACCCUUGGGUUCUUGAAAAGCAUGUCAAAGCAAUAAAUUCAAUUUCAACAGCUGUAAGUCUACAAAAAGUCUUAAAUAUCACAGUGGGGCAAAAAAAUAAAUACAAUUUUGGGUCCCACUUUAUAUUAGGUGGC
Molecule: messenger RNA, 4730 nt
Organism: Onychostoma macrolepis
Lineage: Eukaryota; Metazoa; Chordata; Actinopteri; Cypriniformes; Cyprinidae
Product: gastrula zinc finger protein XlCGF57.1-like
Exons: 3
Coding region: 3335-4612 (425 amino acids)
Source: RefSeq, a predicted model, not a curated record